AUGUCGAAAGGUGAGACAUUGCUGCCGAUGGAGCUGGAAGACACCCGGCGUGCAAUGCGUAACGAGCGCAAAAUGUUACAGAUCACGUUCGUGGAAGAAUUUACGGCCACCUUGCUCGUGACGCCUCCAACCGAUGAGAGUCUGUCCCAGUUCGAACAGCUGUUGAACGAUGAUCGGCUGCGCCGGUUAGAGGAGCUAGUAGAGGAGAUGAAGCUGUGGGACAUCGCCACCACGAUCCCGGAACCCAAGAGUUUCCUGUACUACGCGCAUCAACAACCUGUGCUGGUGAAGAUGCUCGAGAACAGUGUCACGCUUCAGCCCUAUUUGGAGCGGUACAUCGAGCGUUUCCAUGCAGAGAACGAGUGUAUCGAACCGCGGUACAGCGCGCAACGCCCGGACAGGCAGGUCUCCAACGCUCCUAUCCACUACGCUAUCAACCAGCUGAAUGGGGACUUGCUCGAGUGGUUGCUCGCACGACCUGCCACCGACGUCAACCUUCGCAACAGCUUCAAACAAACGGCUCUGGCCGUACUGUGCGAGCGGUACGAUUCCUGCCUGCCCAAAACCCCGAGGUCUGAUCGGCCCGACGACCUCCUCCAGCGGAUACAGGCAUUGAUAACGCGUCUACUGCAGGCCGGCGCAGACUUCAACAUUUGUAGCCUACAGCUUAAGCUUCCCUUUGAGCUGCUACUCAAACACUGCGAGUCCGAUGACAAGACGAGGACGUUUGUGGAAGAUUGCGUCCGUCUGGCUCGGGGUGCUCUAGCGGUUAGCAGUACCAAAGAACACAAUAAACGGAUGGUCGGCUUCUACAACAGCAACGUGGACGUGCGACUAACCGAGGAGCUACUCGAGAUUUUCCUGCGCUUCAAGGAUCAAGAAAACUUUAUCUCAAAAAUGGCUUGCUUUGAAAUCGACGAUAGCAACACGAAGAAGGUGAUUAGACUGCUGCUGCAUACGGCCCUCGAUCAACGGCUACCCGACUGUGUGUUGCAGAUCCUAAAGAAAGCUGAUCAGUACAUCUUUAAGAUGAACGAAGUACCUCGUCGGCUCUGUCGAGGAGUGUCCAACGAUGGACGGCCAGGACAGAUCGAGCGGCAGAAAUGCUUGAUCCUGAAGCACCGUGUUGAGCUGAAAGGGUUGCUGAAAAAAGCGUGCCUUAUGGCUGACCUGUCAAUCGUUCAGUUACUGGUAUCGAAGAUCUCGGAUUUAGUGAUGCUAAACGACGACCCACUGCUGGCACUCACGCUUACCAGGGCGUAUGAUUACAAGCGGCGUAUUGAGGAUCGAAACGCGUUGUUAGCCUGUGCAGAGUAUCUCGCCUCUCAGCACACAAUUCACAUGACGAAAACGGACAAUUCCGGCAACACCCCGCUACACCUAGCACUCAAGUAUGGUUUCGAUUCCGUAGCGUUGACGCUGCUCAAGCAGCCCUACGCCUUCUUAGGCCAGCGGAACCGAGACAACCUUACACCGCUCGAUUACGGUACGUACGCGUUCUGGAAGUCGUACCUCGAUCACUGCAUCGAGGUGGACGUCGAGCGAUCGGCGGAAGAUCGCAAUGUGUUGCGCUUUAACCUCAAUGGCUUUGAGCCUCCAAAACCGAGCAAAUGGGCGCAGGCUGGUCCAGCUAGUCCGAAGGAUAGCACUUGGCAGCUGGUACAGCGUGCUGGAGCCGUUCGCACAAAGCCACGACGGUUCACUCGCACUAUCACCGAGAUGACGGUGUUACGCCAGAUCGCACACUCGAAGGAGUUGAAGCGGUUGUUGAUUCACCCGGUCAUUUACACGUUCAUCAUGGUGAAGUGGACACGGCUCUGUCACUGGAACUAUCUCAAUCUCGUGCUAACUGCGCUGACGAUUAUCUUCUUCGGUAGCUUCUCACUGACAGCCUGCUCGAGUUCCGGUCCCAACGAGUGGUUGCGAGGAUUCAGCGCUCUCGGAGCGGUGUUCGUGCUCGUCCGGGAACUACUGCAGCUGCUGUUCCUGCGCAAGUCGUACCUGUCGUUCGAUAAUGUGCUUGAUCUCGUGAAUGUCGUCGCAAUGAGUGCGGUGCUGGUGAACGGCUGCAAUGGGUUGGUGUCGUCGUUCACCGUAAUCAGCUUAGCCAUGCAGCUCACCUUUCUACUCGGUUCACUGCAGUCGAACAGCCUGGCGACGAUGAUGUACAUGUUCAAGACGGUGUCACAGAACUUCCUCAAGAGCUUUCUGCUCUUUUUGCCCCUGAUCUGCUCGUUCAUUUACGCGUUUCACCUCACGUACAAUGAGUCACCAGCUGAGGUUGAUGAUCGGAAUGCGUGUCAUGGUGAUGGGUGUGAGGAGGCGUACUUUAACCACUUCCACACGUUAUGGAACGCUACCGUCAAGACGCUCGUGAUGACGACGGGCGAGUUUGAGGCAGCUGCCAUCGAUUUCACCGGCGGCAAGGUGCUGCUGUUCGUUGUGUUCCUGUUCUUCGCACCGAUUGUCAUCCUCAACUUGAUCAACGGUUUGGCAGUUAGCGACAUCGCCGCUAUUCGAGAUGAGUCGGAGCUGAUCAGCAUCGGGAAGAAAGUGAUGUUGUUAGAGCGGUACGAGCGAGGUAUGGCAGACGUUUACCCUGCCUGGCUGCAGGGCUGCUUACCGAAGCCGUUCUUUACUGAGCAUUACUGCCGUAUUAACGUCAAGACGAAGGAGUUCCGCAAGAUCGAGGUCCACAAGCGAGAAACGGAAACGAAAUCAACGCCAGCUACCGCUCAGACUCAGGCUGCUAAGCCCGGCGGGCGAUCAAAAAAAGCGAAAGUUGUCACGCAAACCUUCAGCAAGUUUCCUUGGCUGCCUACCGGCGAUUGGUCGGAUGUGAUCGUCAACUUGAGGUGCUUCCGACUCACGAUGUUCAUGCGCUUGGACCAGUCCAUUCUAACUGAGGCACUCGCCAUCAUCGAGAAACGCCAGCCAAUGAUCGGCAUGACUGCUGUGAGCGCUACCCCAACCAGUACACCGACCAUGGAACCGGUAAUGGAACCCCUGCUGAACAAGGCAUCUGCACGACAGCAACGUGGGGCUUCGGUGUUGCCUGUUGGGCGGCGCAUGGAUAUGUCUCAGCGUGGAGACGUUCAUCGGGAACUGCAGGAGCUUCGGGUGGAAAUGCGCAAAAUAAUGGCCAUGUUGGAGCGCAAGGAGCAGCUCGGAAAGCGCAUGACGAUUUCGAGUGGGAAAUCGUCCAAACGCAAGACCCACAAAAGCCUUAGGAAGCGUCUAAGGAAGGCGGCCGCCGAAGAUAGAAUGAGCGACCAGUUUUCGUGAGUUGCCGUUGUUCCAGAUAGUUCCAGUGGUACUUAAGUUAAGGU
This is a messenger RNA of Anopheles nili, 3329 nucleotides long. RefSeq lists its product as uncharacterized. Gene Ontology annotation, biological process: monoatomic ion transport; transmembrane transport. Gene Ontology annotation, cellular component: membrane. Gene Ontology annotation, molecular function: protein binding; monoatomic ion channel activity. The transcript is spliced from 4 exons. NCBI's taxonomy places the organism in Eukaryota, Metazoa, Arthropoda, Insecta, Diptera, Culicidae. The record is from RefSeq and is a predicted model, not a curated record. The coding region runs from base 1 to 3285 and encodes 1094 amino acids.